AUGGCGAAGAAAUACGCUUAUUUUUGUCUUUUUACUCCCAUUUUUACACUUGCUCAGUUACAAACAUUCAUGCCUCCCGGGCAAAAUGGAAUCACCUAUACUGUUAAUAUACCCCAAGCCACCGCGUCCUCAGGCUCCGGGCCGAUUUUCUUCCAACUCAAGUCCACAAACGAGCUUCAGUGGUUUGCUUGGGGCCAGGGCUCUCGAAUGCAAGGAGCAAAUAUAUUCAUUGUGUAUGCAUCUAGCGACGGCAAUAAUGUUACCGUCUCCCCACGACUAGGGGUGGAGCAUGUUAUGCCACUAUAUAACUCUAAAGCUCAAUUAUCAGUAUUGAAUGGCAGUGGGAUCAGUAAUGGAGUUGUGACCGCAAACAUCCGAUGCGAUAGCUGUAUCACAUGGCCCGGUGGAAGUGAAGAUCUGAGUAGCUCGUCGAGUACAUGGGUUUGGGCAGUGAAAUAUGGGAGUCCACUCAACACGAACAGCUUAGCAGCAUCUAUCAACAUACAUGACGUCGAGGGGAUUGCAGCUAUAGACCUUCAACAAGCAACAGGUGGCACGUCUGAUAACCCGUUUGCAACCUCGAACAAUAUAAACUCCUCAAGCUCGUCGCAUCCGAUUUCGACUGUUGGUACUGGAUCGCUUGAAAAACGCAGGAAGGCCCAUGCUAUUAUUAUGAUACUGGUCUUUGUUAUAUUUUUCCCUUCAUUUGCUCUGAUGCUUCAUAUUAUUCCAUAUUCGAAGAUUGUCUAUGUCCAUGCUUCGUUUCAGCUUUUUACUCUUGCUUUGGCCAUUGCCGGGUUUGGAAUUGGGAUCUCAAUGGCAAGAAGCCUUGGUUUCAUACGAAUGUAUCAUCCAAUUAUCGGGAUGGUGACCGUCCCAUGCCUUAUCCUUUUUCAGCCCGCGAUGGGCUUUCUUCAACACAGGUAUUUUCACAAAACUGGAGGCAAGAGUGUAUUUGCUUACCUACAUCGGUGGCUUGGUCGCUGUCUUAUAAUUCUUGGCGUUAUUAACGCUGGUCUAGGUUUUCGCCUAACAGGUGUCGGCCUUUCGAUCGCUCCUCUUGGGGCAGUUAUCGCAUAUAGCGUGGUCGCUGGAAUCAUCGGACUGGGGUACGCCUUGAUCGUUGUGCUCUUGCGUCUCAGAAAACGCAGAAUAUCCUCUUCAUAG
Talaromyces proteolyticus is the source of this 1167-nucleotide messenger RNA. RefSeq lists its product as uncharacterized. Bases 1 to 1167 code for a protein of 388 amino acids. The transcript has a single exon. The record is from RefSeq and is a predicted model, not a curated record. Lineage: Eukaryota; Fungi; Ascomycota; Eurotiomycetes; Eurotiales; Trichocomaceae.